Messenger RNA from Cyprinodon variegatus (sheepshead minnow), 4551 nucleotides. Its product is annotated as vesicular glutamate transporter 1-like. Gene Ontology annotation, cellular component: synaptic vesicle membrane; excitatory synapse. Lineage: Eukaryota; Metazoa; Chordata; Actinopteri; Cyprinodontiformes; Cyprinodontidae. Gene Ontology annotation, molecular function: L-glutamate transmembrane transporter activity; neurotransmitter transmembrane transporter activity. Gene Ontology annotation, biological process: neurotransmitter loading into synaptic vesicle; synaptic transmission, glutamatergic; regulation of synapse structure or activity. The transcript has 13 exons. Bases 408 to 2138 code for a protein of 576 amino acids. The record is from RefSeq and is a predicted model, not a curated record.
UGCUCGGAAGGAAGUGACAUGCUCUCCUCCACUACACACUCUGGGAGAUUAGCGCGCGGCCAGCUGUAAUCCUGUUCAGGACCACGGCCAGAGACACCCUUUUACCCAUGAAUCCUCACUAAAGUUGCCCCGCUGCGCUUUUUUCAGCGAACCUCUACGAACCCAAGCGGGAUUUAAAGAAGUUCGUCCAGAUUCCCGGAGGAAGAGUGGAUCUAAAAAAAUGUUUUUGAUUUUUAGAGGAACCAGAAGAAACCUGUAAACGCCGGGACAACUAGUUCUCCAAGCUACAAUCCUGGGAACUUUUAAAUAAACGAAGCUGAUGACCAAUUAAUAAUAUUUUUUUUUAUUUAUGUGACUGAGCCGCACGAAGGAGAAGAGGCUGUGCGCUCGGACCCGGAGCCGUCAGGAUGGAGAUCCGGCCGGACAGGUUCAAAGCUGUGGCAGCUAAGACUCUGGGGAAGAUAUACGGGGCACUAGAGAAGAAGCAGGAAAAUGGUGAAACCAUUGAGCUGUCGGCUGAGGGCCGGCCUGAGCUGGUGCAGGAGAAGGAGAUGCCGGUGGUGGACUGCACAUGCUUCGGCCUGCCCAGGCGCUACAUCAUCGCCAUCCUCUCUGGUAUUGGCUUCUGCAUCUCCUUUGGUAUCAGGUGCAACCUGGGUGUAGCCAUUGUCAGCAUGGUCAACAGCCACACCAUCUUCAGGGACAACAAGGAGGUCGUAGUGAAAGCCCAGUUCAACUGGGAUCCAGAGACAGUGGGGAUGAUCCAUGGCUCCUUCUUCUGGGGAUACAUAGUAACCCAAAUCCCUGGAGGGUUCAUUUGUCAAAAGUUUGCAGCAAACAGAGUUUUUGGCUUUGCUAUUGUUGCCACGUCAUGCCUGAAUAUGCUCAUCCCUACAGCAGCACGGAUGCACUUUGGCUGCGUGAUCAUUGUCAGGAUAUUUCAAGGACUGGUGGAGGGCGUUUCAUAUCCGGCUUGUCAUGGUAUUUGGGCAAAAUGGGCUCCUCCUCUGGAGAGAAGUCGCUUGGCCACAACUGCCUUCUGUGGCUCUUAUGCAGGUGCUGUGAUUGCCAUGCCUUUAGCUGGAAUACUUGUCCAGUACUCAGGAUGGUCUUCAGUCUUCUAUGUCUACGGAAGUUUUGGUGUGAUGUGGUACUGCUUCUGGGUCCUGGUUUCGUACGAGAGUCCUGCGGCUCACCCCACCAUCACAGAAGAGGAGAGGAUCUAUAUAGAGGAGAGCAUCGGCGAGUCAGCUCAGCAUACAGUAACGAAGUUUAACACACCAUGGAGAGCCUUCUUCACCUCUAUGCCAGUGUACGCCAUCAUUGUUGCUAAUUUUUGCAGAAGCUGGACUUUCUAUUUGCUUCUCAUCAGCCAGCCUGCAUACUUUGAGGAAGUGUUUGGGUUUGAAAUAAGCAAGGUGGGAAUACUAUCUGCGCUUCCUCAUCUGGUAAUGACCAUCAUUGUGCCUAUUGGAGGCCAAAUCGCUGAUUAUCUGCGUUCUAAUCAGAUCAUGACGACCACAAAUGUCAGAAAGAUGAUGAACUGUGGAGGGUUUGGGAUGGAGGCCACCCUCCUGCUGGUGGUUGGCUUCUCGCACACAAAGGGCGUAGCCAUCUCGUUCCUGGUGCUGGCUGUUGGGUUCUCUGGUUUUGCCAUUUCAGGUUUCAAUGUCAACCACCUUGACAUUGCACCUCGAUAUGCUAGUAUCCUCAUGGGUAUAUCCAACGGUGUGGGCACUCUGUCCGGCAUGGUUUGCCCACUUAUAGUCGGUGCAAUGACAAAAAAUAAGACGCGGGAGGAGUGGCAGGGUGUUUUUCUGAUUGCCUCGCUCGUUCAUUAUGGAGGUGUUAUAUUCUAUGGGAUCUUUGCCUCAGGAGAGAAACAAGCCUGGGCCGAACCAGAGGAGCUCAGCGUUGAGAAGUGCGGCAUCCUGGAUGAAGACGAGCUUGCAAAUGAGACAGAGGAACUGUAUCGUACAAGUGGUGGAGUUGGUUAUGGAGCCACAAACCAGGUGUCAGAUCCCAACGGAGGAGGUGGGGGCUGGGUUUCAGACUGGGACAAAACUGAAGAGUACGUCCAACCAGCUGGAACCAAUAAUUAUCUUUAUGGAGGAGAGGGCAACCGAGACUUCUCAUAGAACCAGCAGAUGUUUAGUUCAUCCUAACAGAGAAGCACAAACACUUUAUCACCAAUGUGGAAUCUCACUGUGAAGGAACUUGGACAUCAUUGAAGUGGACUUCUCAGGAAGUUUGAAAGUUGAAUUUAUUUCAAAAAGACAUUUAAAGCGAAGACAAUAGUCCAUAAAAUGUGUUUGUGUGAUGAAACAGCAGCCUUUUUGCAAAGUUUUGUUGGAAUCAGGCUUUUUUUUUUCUUUAGGCCUGAUGAGGCAUCCAUCUUUAAAAGGUAGACGGGCCCAUAUUUUCCGUCAUGACUUAGUAUUGAUUUGUUUUAUUCAUUUAAAUUUGUUUUCUUGUAGAUCGUAUUUUUUUUUAAUGUACUUAUAUGUCAGUCUGCUUCAAAACAGCUUGGUUAGAAACAGCCCAAUUCCAGUUAUAUUGCUAACCCCUACCUGAGUCAAAAUGGACUGAUUAAGGCCUGGGUUGAUUUUUAAACCACAAGGUUGAUUAAUGCGUUUGACCAUGUGUAAGGGAUUAGGUUUUUAUAAUCUUAGAUUAGGUCCAGCUGUCAAGAGGUUGGUUAUACCGUACUAGUCCAUCACAGGUUUAGUGAAAGCUCACAGCAAACAUAAACAUUCACAUUGCACACAUACCAAGAUAUAUUCCUCUAGCAUGCAUGUUUUUAGAUUGUAUACUAUUACAGAAUCUAGAUAUGCACAGUAAGAAAAUGACAACUCCUCACAGAAAGACCCCAGAUUGGAUCCUUAAGAAAAUAAAAACAGAAAUAUUGUAAUAUGAGCCAAUUCUUUCUCAAGACAUACCCUAUUUUGAACCCAUGCAUGGCCAUUUUAACCCCUCAUACUUCCCUUUCAUAACUGUACAUACAAACUAUUUCAGCCACAUACUUCCUGUGUCUAGGUUUUCAAAGAUUUGUGGAGAUAAAUGGUUAAAAUGUUAUUAUGAUAUCUCCCUAAUUAACAGUGUAGUAAAGUAUAAGUAGAAAAUUUUAAUUAGGUUGAAAUCAUUGGGUGUCUUUGUGGGAACAAAAGGAAAUGUAUCUAAAACACAAAAGCACAGAAGGAAAAUUACCAAAACCUCUAUAAAUAAAUAUUUCUUGAUGAUAAACUUCAGCAAUGUAUAAAUAUUACCUGGAUACAUUCAUUCUUAACAUUAUUUUUUUAUGAAUACAGCUAGCACUAGCUUGUGCUGACUAAUUAAAAGGUUAAUUUUAGUUAAAGGGAUUGAACUCCUCCGAUAAGAAGUCAAUAAAAAACCUACGAAUGUAAAGAUUAUUACACAUCAUAGUUUUACCAUCCUAUCAUCCUAAAUAUGGAAUAUGCAGCUAUGAGGUUAGUCAGAAGUAGCAACAUGCUUUGGUAAACAUAAGGAAAAAUCUCUUCUUCUGAGAACAACAACAUAGAAAAAAAAACAACAAAUAGCCAAUUGAAUAAAAAUAAAUUUCUAGUCAUUCUAUGCUACAGAUUAAAACAAAUUAGAUAGGAAAUACAAUUAAUUAAAUAAGUAGAAGGGAUGUUCAGCGACAUCAUCUAAAUACUAAACUCAGUCUCUAUGGCAACUUGCCCUGGCAACUCGCCUCACUACGGUCUAGUAAAGUACUUUUCUUACCAAUAUUUUAAGCAUUACAAGUAACAGUGCUUCUUUAACAAAAAGAUGGAUACCAUUGGAGUCCCCCAACACAGUCAGAGGCUAUUUAAAAAAAAAUCCACCAUUGAUCUUAUAUUGCUAAUGUGCCACAGCUUCCCCAUUAAAGAAGAUUCCUGUGAAAAUGUAGAAAGAGACCAGAAACAUCAUGAAACAAGUUUUUCUAAAUUUUUCAAAUCAGACCAUUUUUUAGAAAGGACACAUGCCAUUGUUGGAUACACAAACUUUUAGUUUUCCACAAGAAACUGUUGUUGUGUGGAUAGAGUAUCAGUAGAUGACGUCAUGAUGUUGCAGCUCAACGUGGUUGUCUAUUAAUUCUGCUCUGCAUCUGGUCAUUAAAUUAACCACUCCAAGUCUUUGCUCCUCCACGUCGAAAGUAGCCGGCUGAGGUGGCUGAGGCAUCUGUUCUGGAUACCUCCUGGUUCGCCUCCCUCAGGACGUGUUCCAGGCAUGUCCUAUUGGGAGGAGGCUUUGUGGAAGGCCCAGGACACACUGGAGAAACUAUAUCUCUGAGGUGGCCUGGUGUCGCCUUCGGGUCCCUCCAGAGCAGCUGGAGGAGGUGUUUGUGCAUCAGGAAGUCUGGGCAUCUCUGCUUAGACUGCUGUGACCCGGCCCCAGUUAAAGUAAAUGGUUUGGUCCACAGUAGGGUGAUGUACUGUAGAUCAGCCAUGCAUCAAUCUUUAGCUAUCAUCAGGAACUCAGAUUUUAUCCUUAUUUAAUCAUAUCAGUGAAGUGUUUUUUCUUCUUGCUUUUUUAAGCAAAUGAAAACCU